AUGGACGGCGAGAUCCCACUCCCUCCGCCGCGGCGGAUCCGCCACCGGUCCCCAGCGCAUGCAACAAGCCACGCGGGCACAGGCUCUGGGUCCGUAGCUUCAUCAUUCCACAAAUCACGCCGCCUGUCGCGCUUCGAUGACCGGUCCAGCCAGCCGUCCAGUGAACCCCCGCUCUUUUCCAGCGAUGACAUCCCAGCCUCGGGAGUAGAAAACUACCACGCACCGGUGUCGACGGGUGCGGGCAGAAAGCGGCGGUAUCGCGGUACCUGGUGGGGGGAGCAAGUCAUUGAUCCGAAGCGCAAGCGUGCCGAUUUCAAGGAGAAGCGCCAUGUCGAUAGCGGCGUGUGGAUGGGUAGUGACGAGUCCGCGGCCGAAUCGUUUCUGUCAUCUGAGGAUGGCUCGGCCUGGGGCGAGGAUCUGUUGAAGACUGCGCUGAAUCUGCGCGCUACUGCCAAGUCGGCGGCUGCUCCUGCGUCUCUGCCGGCGCAAUCGAAGACGGCGUUUAAACGGCCCGAGGAGCCGGCUGAGCACCGGCUCGCACGAACUGUAGUUGCCGAUUGUCUGGAGAAGGGUCAGGAUAGCAUCGAUCUGGGGAACUUGCAUCUGAGGACCAUCCCCUCUGGCCUGCUGCAACCCUUGCAGCAUCUGACCAAGCUUCCCACCGUGGGCGAGGCCCCGGUAUCAGAAAAUGUGUUUACGUCUCUGCAGCCUUUCCUUCGCAUCUUCCUCCCCAACAACUCCCUCUCGCUGCUGCACCACGAACUCUUUGAGCUGGCCGACCUCAAGGUCCUGAGUGUGCGCAACAACAAGCUCACCGAGAUUUCGCCGACUAUCCGUAGACUGACGGCGUUGCAAGUUUUGAAUGUCUCCGUCAACCGGCUGAGCUAUCUUCCAUGGGAACUGUUGUGGCUCGUGCAGCAGGGGGAACUCAAGCAUCUGACCGCGCGUCCCAACUCAUUUCUGGCGAUUGAAGAAGCCCAGAUCGCAGCGUGGAGCCAUCGCUCCGAGUCGAAGAGCGACAAACCAUCACAAGACCCGCUCCAGUUCCGCGAGUACGAGGGAUCUCCGCCCGCCGAGGCCUGGGCUCCCAUCCACAUUGCCACGGGGCCGACAAAAUGGCUGAAUAUGGAAGGUAAUCCGACAAGCGACAACCUGUCCCCGAGCACGAUAAAGACACCCGCAGAAUCCUCCGGUGCAACAAGCGCCCCAUCAUUUCGCGAGAUCGCCCUUCGUGCCGUGAGCAAGCUGCCCUACCUCGAGCACGUCUCCGACGCCGAGCUGGCCGAGUAUCCAGCCAUGGUGGUUCCGUUGCUGCGACAGGCGAGAGAGGUGCGCAUCGCCGGCGGCCAGCCCUGCUCGGUGUGCGGUCAGGAGUAUGUGAUCCCGCGUACGGAAUGGCUGGAGUGGUGGGACUGCUCUCCAUGCGAGAACGGGAUGAAGGGGCCUCGUUCCUCGGGCGAGAAACUGCGGCCUUUGCCGUUCCGUCGCUUUGGGUGUAGUGUGCACUGUGUGCUGGGGUCUUAG
Messenger RNA from Penicillium alfredii, 1524 nucleotides. RefSeq names its product leucine-rich repeat domain-containing protein. The transcript has 2 exons. The record is from RefSeq and is a predicted model, not a curated record. Bases 1 to 1524 code for a protein of 507 amino acids. NCBI's taxonomy places the organism in Eukaryota, Fungi, Ascomycota, Eurotiomycetes, Eurotiales, Aspergillaceae.